UAUUUUAUAUUUUAUCUAAUUCGUUUUUGUUUUUGAAAAAAGUUAUAUGCUUAAUUUUGAUUUUUGAGAUAAUCUGAAAAGGGCGAUAACUCUCCCUUAAAAAAGAAAAAACAGGGGGCGCUUUAAUCUGUUGAUGAUGCAGCUAGUGAGCAAAUGGAGAAAGUAUCACAAGUUGAUCAAAUAACUUUUGGCAGAUUGAAAUUGAAAGUUAGAAAAUACUGUGAUGUUAUGAACAAGUGAGCGGUGAGCAGGGACCUGGGUUAUGUGUGUUGUGCCUGUAGACAAAGUUUGAGUCACCACCGACUGAUAAAGAAUGUGGCUGGCUCGGCUGAUGGUUUUGGCCCUCUGCUCAUCUGACUGUUUUGCUCAAACACAGCAGAUUAUAUUCACCCACAGGCGGAGCUGUAGAAGACCUCACUACUACCAUGCUGAGAGUCACUACUUGAUCCGGGCCAAGGGUCAUCUCCCGGGGCGACACUGUAACAUGACCUUCCUGGAGUCGGACGUGGGCUGGACGUCCCCCGAUCAUCAGUGCUUCUCCCUCUGUGUAAGAAUUGUCAACGCCUCCAUGAGAAGCUGUGAUUUCAGAAUCACGUAUCAUGAUGGAAUUGAUGACCGUAAUCCAAGGAGCUUUAAUUGUAAGAGUUCUCCCCCUUCUUUGUGGUGCUCAAGUUACACGGAGAUGACAGUGGAAUUCCGCGAGACGGAGACGUACGACAGACGCAGCGGAGAGGGGUACGACCUAACACUGGAGAUCAAACCGUACUGUCAGCAGCCAGCUAGCACAGUGCCAGGUGAUGCCUAUCUGGACCACUAUCUUCGUAAGGAGAAGCGAGACCGAGACACCAUCAUUAUCGCGGGCUCCCUGGUCAGCACCAUCUGUUUCCUGUUCGUGAUUUUCUGGCUAGUCUAUUGCUGCUGGAAGAGGGAAGCCCCACAGGAGAGUCACCAAAGGCCCGCAACUCCUGUCUCCCAUAGCAACAGCUUCAAGUCUUCAGGGUCAGGAAGAAAGGGACCAGGAACCUCGCAUUCUUCAAACAGUGACCGAGCAGACGGCAAAAACUGGUACCCCAUGACCACGAGAUCUCCCCCCAAAUACCAGCCCCCAGUGUACAGACCUCAGGGGUGGGAUGCACAGGCCAAUGCCAGAUACACAGAGCUUCCCGGGACCUCCUACUCUCCACAAAGGGGGAUAACUCCAGGCUUCCACUUACGACAGUUUUCCCAGGGAGAGCCGUACAACCCCCUGGCCCCGAUCAGGGAACAGCCUCCCACCUACAGACUGACCUUCGAGGUCAGCGAGAGAUCACAUGACCUGGGAAUGCCAUUCCAUGGACCACCCCCGCUCCCUCCCCGUCCAAAUACAGAACAGCCGCAAUCAAAGCAGUAUUACAUAUAGUGAUUUAAUGUUUAUUUUAAUAACAAAGCCAUUUUAAGUUAUAUUUUUAUCACAUCUUGCAUUUUAUCAUAUAUACAAAGAUCUACCGAAUAACAAUUUCUAUGUAAAGAAUACUCUACAGUAAGCAUCAAAUAUACAUUAUAUCCAUUGACUUAUUUUGUGUCCAAAUUUAGAACAUCCCUUAUCAAACAGUUUUAUGUUAUUGAUAUGCUUUAGUUGAUAUAGGUACAAUGUAUUUUUUUAAUUGUUCAAGAUUAGCAAAAUUAAUCAAGAUAUUGAUUUAAUUAUAAUUAAGACUGAAAGGUAGUCACUAGUUAUUAGAGAUAGAGAGUCUUACUCAGGAAGAGGGGUUUACAUGUAUUUUUCAUGCAUAUAAAAUGUUAAAGAUCCAGUUAUGUUAAAACACGAUCUCAAUGAACUUGAAAGGACUAUAGCUAUCACAUUAUUAAUCGGCCAGUUCUACAGGCAUUGUUAAACAUUCAAUUUAAAUUUAAUUUUUGCAUCAAAUUUCAUUCAAAUUCGAAUCGAAAAGUUUGAAUAUGCAAUAAAAUCCAAUGUGUUCAUUCAUAUAUUGAUCCUCAUUAGAAAAGCUUGGCAUGGUGCUAAUACUGUUGUACUUCUAAUUUCAUUCUGAAUUUUACAAUCUUUUUAAAUAAAAAAAUGUUAUCCUUACUAACUGCCCUUAAUGAAUAUACAUUACUGUUGUAUAUGCAUGAAUAAGUAUUGUGAAUUUAUGAUUGUGAUACAUACAAUAUUAUAGUAGUACUUUUUAUUAAUAUUUUUGUUUUUAAUAUUGGUUGUUUGGAGGACAACACAAUGUUCAAAUUCACUGUAUGAAAAAAUUAAAUAACAAGGAUACCUUGACAGUUUACUGUUUAUAUCCAUUUUGUUUUUUUGUUUUUUUUGAAUUGGAGAUACAUGCUUUAAGUUAACUACAUGUAGAAUGUAUGUAACAUAUUACAUAUGUGAUACAUGUAGGACUAUUUAUAUAUAGAUAUUUAUCUACGGGUUUGUUUUCUUUACUUUUUUUAUUGAUCGAGUCACUUUAUAUAUAUUUUUAGCAGAUCCCCUGUUUUUGUUUGUUUUACUGUUAAGGUUGUAGAGGUUUUGUUUAAAAGUAUUUGUAGAAUAUAAAAGGAUGAUAAUUAUAACCAUGCAUGAACAUGUAUAUUGAUACAUUCUCAAUUUACAUGAGCUUAAUACCUGUAUUUAUUAAUAAAGACUUUUUGUUUUACUU
This is a messenger RNA of Saccostrea cuccullata (small rock oyster), 2636 nucleotides long. RefSeq lists its product as uncharacterized. The coding region runs from base 314 to 1399 and encodes 361 amino acids. Lineage: Eukaryota; Metazoa; Mollusca; Bivalvia; Ostreida; Ostreidae. The transcript is spliced from 7 exons. The record is from RefSeq and is a predicted model, not a curated record.